This is a messenger RNA of Meleagris gallopavo (turkey), 440 nucleotides long. The record is from RefSeq and is a predicted model, not a curated record. NCBI's taxonomy places the organism in Eukaryota, Metazoa, Chordata, Aves, Galliformes, Phasianidae.
UGCCCCAUUGCAGAUCCCCCUCCUGCACCGCGCCGCCGCCGCGGCCAAGCGCCCGCUGUCCAUCUAUGGCAGCCCGUGGACGGCGCCGGCCUGGAUGAAGAGCAACGGGGACAUCCGUGGGAAGGGGACGCUGAAGGGGCGGGCGGGGGGCAAAUACCACCGGGCCUGGGCCGAAUACUUCGUCAGGUUCCUGGACGAAUACGCCAAACACAACGUCACCUUCUGGGCGCUGACGGCGCAGAACGAGCCCGUCGCAGCUCUGUUUGCUUCCCCUCUGUUCCCCACCGUCGCCUUCACGGCGGAGCAGCAGAGGGAUUUUGUGGCUCUGGAUCUCGGCCCGGCGCUGCAGCGCAGCUCGCACGGCGCACGGCUGCUCGUCAUGGACGAUCAGCGCAGCCAACUGCCGGGCUGGGCGACGGCGGUGCGUCCUCGUGUGCCGG